AUGAUUUUCUAUCCGUUGCUGUCAGACCUAUCAAUGAAGUGUGUUGUGGUGUUCCUUAAACACAGGCAACUCCUCGAGUCACUGCGUCAAUCCGACCAACUGGAUGACGAGGAGCGGGGCUUUGAAGCGACUUUUGUGAAUCCGCUACUCAAGGCUCAGGCUGCCUCCGGUGUGCGCAGAACCCUGGCCUCUCUUCGCACCACGGAGACUGGCACUUCAAUGUUGGGAGGUGAAGGAUCGGGUGUUCCUUCGGUGCGCUCCAGAGCUGCUAUUGAUUCGAAUCAACAAGGACUAAAGGGCAUUGAUAGGAAGCGCGUAGAGACUCUGCGCCAACAACGAAAGCACACCACUGGUCUGCAAAUAUUCCAAGAUGAUGACAUAGUUGGUGAUCUCCCGAAUUUGCCAGCUAUCCAGUCAGGUGCGAGUGACUUUGGGGAAUCGCUCUCCCGACUGGCCAAGCCUAUAUCUGAGUGGAAUGUGGAGAACUUGAAGAAGCCCGUAGCCAAGCUUAACCAACAAGCCGCGUUGUCAGCUGCAUCCACCUCGCUGCCUCCAGCCCACCCUGUUCGUACUGGCGAAACUCUUACUGUGUACAAGGACUCACAGCACGACGCGAGGGAGCCAGCACCAGACCCUCCCACGCCAAGGCCAUCGUCCAUAGGCCCGCGCCCACGAGGUCUCAAAGUGAAGAAACCGCCAACAUCGCCUACCGAGCCACCACAACAAUCCUCUUUAUUAUUCAGCUUCGAGGCGCUCAAGGCGGCCCUUUUGCAGCAGCCUUCAGUUGCGGAAUGUUUGCGGUCAGAAAGCGAUGCGGAUGUGGAAUUCUUUUGUGACGUUGACGCGCUAUAUUCACACAACGAGGAAACAUGCUUCGAGAUGAAUCGAGGGCUCAGUGCUGACCUUGCCUCCUGUGGGCAAACGCUGGACCCCGGCGAAUGUUUCUUCUCGCUAGCUCUUGAUGACAAGCUAAGCAAGACGCUGCUUAGUGAAAUCGCAGACAUCACAUCAGAAGACACCGAAGAAGUCGUAACCGAUGCUCUUCGCCCACAGAACGAAGGCAUCGGUUACGCGGCUAGGCACUCACGCACAACGGCACCUCCGGCGUGA
This is a messenger RNA of Mesocestoides corti, 1110 nucleotides long. The record is from the annotation of a GenBank genome assembly. NCBI's taxonomy places the organism in Eukaryota, Metazoa, Platyhelminthes, Cestoda, Cyclophyllidea, Mesocestoididae.